AGAGAGGGCAGCGCCAGCCCAUCCACCUACUAUCAAGCUGUACCAUUCUCCACCUCUGCCCCAGCCACUCCCUUAACUUGAUAUCUGUUUACUCAAGAGGGAGCGGAUUUUGAGAAGCAGUCAUAAAUAUCCUGGCUCAAUGCCUUAGCAGCCAUAAGAAGGGAACGUACUUGCCUGAAGAUAACGUUUGGGAUAUUUAAAGCUGCAGGCACACGGAUCUCUGCAGGCAAAAUCCCUCAGAGCCUUCGCAGGACAGCCUGGUAACGACUGGUUCGUCCUACUGUAACUGGGUGGCUGCCCCUUCUCCGAAAUGGCAGGUGUCAGUGGCUGUUUAAAGUAUUCGAUGUUUUUCUUCAACUUCUUGUUCUGGGUAUGUGGUACACUGAUCCUGGGUCUAGCCAUAUGGUUGAGAGUAAGCAAAGACGGCAAAGAGAUUAUCACAUCCGGUGACAAUGGCACGAACCCCUUCAUUGCUGUGAAUAUCUUGAUUGCAGUUGGGUCCAUCAUCAUGGUUCUGGGUUUCCUGGGAUGCUGCGGAGCUGUGAAAGAAAGUCGCUGCAUGCUUCUCUUGUUUUUUAUCGGCUUGCUCCUGAUUCUGCUUCUGCAAGUAGCCGCAGGUAUCCUAGGAGCUACUUUCAAAUCUGAAUCUAGCCGCAUUCUGAAUGAAACGCUCUAUGAAAAUGCCAAGCUUUUGUCAGAAACAAGCAAUGAGGCAAAAGAAGUACAGAAGGCCAUGAUUGCAUUUCAGUCAGAGUUUAAGUGCUGUGGCUUGAGAUUUGGAGCUGCUGACUGGGGAAAAAAUUUUCCAGAUGCGAAAGAGUCAUGCCAAUGUACAGGAUCUGAUUGUGAAAGUUAUAAUGGAGAGAAUGUCUAUCGAACGACCUGUCUUUCUCUGAUAAAAGAGCUGGUUGAAAAAAACAUUAUUAUUGUCAUUGGAAUUGCCUUUGGACUGGCAGUUAUCGAGAUUCUUGGUUUGGUGUUUUCUAUGGUGCUCUACUGCCAAAUUGGAAGCAAAUGAAUCUGCGGACUUCCUCAGUCGUUAUAGACACCAUUUAAGUUUUUGCUUUGGCUUCGUAACUUUAAAUACUCGAGUACUGUACAUACCAGGAGCAGAUGUCUUCUUGAUGAGCUCUCACUUAGGCAGACUACAGGUAUCUUCACAUGUACUCAGCUCAUUUAACUGUGAAGGACAUAAUAAAAGUGGUCGUGUAUUUUUUUUUCUCACAAUAAAAAGUGUUCGUGCUGA
Molecule: messenger RNA, 1246 nt
Organism: Rattus norvegicus (Norway rat)
Lineage: Eukaryota; Metazoa; Chordata; Mammalia; Rodentia; Muridae
Gene: Tspan8
Product: tetraspanin 8
Cellular component (GO): cell surface; plasma membrane; membrane
Source: RefSeq, a predicted model, not a curated record